This is a messenger RNA of Sporisorium graminicola, 1677 nucleotides long. RefSeq lists its product as uncharacterized. NCBI's taxonomy places the organism in Eukaryota, Fungi, Basidiomycota, Ustilaginomycetes, Ustilaginales, Ustilaginaceae. Gene Ontology annotation, biological process: rRNA processing. The record is from RefSeq and is a predicted model, not a curated record. Gene Ontology annotation, molecular function: RNA helicase activity; ATP binding; RNA binding. Bases 1 to 1677 code for a protein of 558 amino acids. Gene Ontology annotation, cellular component: cytoplasm; ribonucleoprotein complex; nucleus. The transcript is spliced from 3 exons.
AUGUCUUACGGCGGAUACAGCAGCGGCUCCGGUCGCGGUGGCUCUUACGGCGGUGGUCGUGGCGGCUACGGCGGUGGCUCCAGCAGCUACGGCAACGGUGGCGGCAGCUACGGCGGCGGCUCUUCGUAUGGCGGCGGUAGCUCGUACGGCAACGGCGGUGGCGGAUACGACGGCGGAUACGGUGGAGGCUACGGAGGUGGCUACGGCGGCAGCGGUGACCGCAUGAGCAACCUUGGCAGCAACCUCGGCGCCGUCGACUGGAACUCGGUCGACCUCGUCAACUUCGAGAAGAACUUUUACGUCGAGGACCCGCGUGUCACCGCCCGCAGCGAGGCCGAGGUGCAACAGUACCGCGCCUCCAAGCAGAUGACUAUCCAAGGCCAGAACGUGCCCAAGCCUGUCACCUCGUUCGACGAGGCUGGUUUCCCCGAUUACAUCCUCUCGGAGAUCAAGAAGAUGGGUUUCAGUGAACCUUCGUCCAUUCAGUCCCAGGCCUGGCCCAUGGCCCUCAGCGGUCGCGACCUCGUCGCCAUCGCCGAGACCGGUUCUGGUAAGACCAUCGGUUUUGCCCUGCCCGCCAUGGUCCACAUCAACGCCCAGCCGCUCCUCAAGCCCGGCGACGGUCCCAUCGCCCUCAUCCUUGCUCCCACCCGUGAGCUUGCCAACCAGAUCCAGGUCGAGUGCAACCGCUUCGGUGGCUCCAGCCGCCUCCGCACCUGCGCCGUCUACGGUGGUGUCCCCAAGGGCCCCCAGAUCCGCGACCUCCAGCGUGGUGCCGAGAUCUGCAUCGCUACGCCCGGUCGUCUGAUCGACAUGGUGGACGCUGGCAAGACCAACCUGCGUCGUGUCACCUACCUCGUCAUGGACGAGGCCGAUCGCAUGCUCGACAUGGGUUUCGAGCCCCAAAUCCGCAAGAUCCUGCAGCAGAUCCGCCCUGACCGACAGACGCUCAUGUUCUCGGCCACCUGGCCCAAGGAGGUGCAGCGUCUUGCCGGCGACUUCCUCAACAACUUUGCGCAGGUCAACAUCGGCUCCACCGAGCUCGCUGCCAACCACAACGUCAAGCAGAUCAUCGAGGUCUGCACCGAGUUCGAGAAGAGGGGCAAGCUCAUCGGUCACCUCGAGGCCAUCUCUGCUGAGAACGGUAAAGUGAUCAUCUUCACCAGCACCAAGCGUGUCGCCGACGACCUCACCAAAUUCCUCCGUCAAGACGGCUGGCCCUCGCUCGCCAUCCACGGUGACAAGCAGCAACAGGAGCGUGACUGGGUUCUCGCCGAGUUCAAGUCCGGUCGAAGCCCCAUCAUGGUUGCAACCGCUGUCGCAUCUCGCGGUCUCGACGUGAAGGACAUCUCGUAUGUCAUCAACUACGACUUCCCUACCAACACGGAGGACUACGUGCACCAGAUCGGCCGUACCGGUCGUGCCGGACGCACUGGUACCGCCUACACGUACUUCACUCCCGAGAACUCCAAGUCGGCGCGAGAGCUGAUCGGCAUUCUGCGUGAGGCCAAGCAGGAGAUCCCGCGUGAGAUUGAGGAGAUGGGUCGCUUCGGCGGUGGAGGCGGCGGCGGCCGUGGCUUCCGCGGCCGAGGCCGUGGUCGCGGCCGUGGCGGUUUCGGUGGCGGAGGACGCACGGGCGCCAACUCGUACAGCGUUGGCGGCAACUCGAGGUGGUAA